AAAACAACUAUUAGAAUUUAAGCAGAGUUAUUUCUAUAAAUUAAGGCCUUUUCAUUUGCCAUUGCAUGGUCUUACGUUUUUCAAGCCAUUCCAUUCAAGGACCCAACUCGCAUUAAUUUACGGAAGAUUAAGAGAGAGAAAUACAACAAUUUCACCUGCGAGCAAGCUCCUUUCCUCUCUCUGUUUCCUUAAAAAGAAAACAAGAUUAAUCAAGUGCAGAUUUUGCCAAUCAAGAGAACAGAGAUGGCACGGUGGAAUAAUGUUAAAUGGAGUUGGGUUUUUGCGUUGUUAGCAAUGAUUAUUCAGUUGCAUUUCUUCACCAGAGUUUGCUCUGAGAACUUGAACAACCCAUUCAGAAAAAUUCUGAGGAAUAUCAAUGACAGAGAAUUGACGGCGACUCUUGACGUCAAAUUGAAUACCCAAAAUCAUAGACAAGUGAUAAUGAGCAAUGGGCUAGUCCAAGUCACUUUGUCGAGCCCCGAUGGUGAAGUCAUAGGAAUAAAAUAUAAUGGAAUUGAUAACGUAUUAGAGUCAGAAAAUGAACUGGAUAAUCGAGGGUACUGGGAUGUGGUUUGGUAUAAGCCAGGAGAUAAUGGAACCUAUGACAAAUUAGAAGGAACAAAUUUUAGGGUGAUUGUGGCAGAUGAAGACCAAGUAGAGGUUUCCUUCUCAAAAAAAUGGAAUAGUUCCCUUCAUAGAUCAAACGUUCCCUUGAAUGUAGACAAAAGGUAUAUAAUGCGGCGCGGUGUUUCAGGAUUAUAUGCAUAUGCCAUUCUGGAACGCGAACCAGGGUGGCCCGAUGUCGACAUGGAUCAAAUUAGAGCCGUUUUCAAGCUCCAAAAAGACAAGUUCCAUUAUAUGGCGAUAUCGGACGAGAGGCAAAGAAUAAUGCCGAUGCCGGAAGACCGUGAAACGGGUCAGCAACUUGCCUACCCUGAGGCUGUUCUCUUGACCAAACCAAUCAAUCCAGAAUUGAGAGGAGAGGUCGAUGACAAGUACCAAUACUCAGUGGAAAGCAAAGAUAAUAAAGUACACGGGUGGAUAUCAUCUGAUCCACCGGUGGGUUUCUGGAUGAUCACACCCAGUUCCGAGUUCCGAUCAUCCGGUCCCAUCAAGCAAGAUCUCACCUCCCAUGUCGGCCCUACGGUUCUAUCUAUGUUUACAAGUACACAUUAUGGUGGGAAGGUAAUAGAUACAAUGUAUCGAAACGGAGAGCCCUGGAAAAAAGUAAUGGGUCCUGUUUUUGUCUAUCUAAACCAAGUUUCAACGAGUGCAGAUAUAUAUGGAGAUCUUUGGGAAGAUGCUAAGGCUCAGAUGCGGAAAGAAGUUGAAAGCUGGCCAUAUGAUUUCCCUCAGUCUCAAGAUUUUCUUAAAUCAUAUCAAAGAGGGAACAUUUCUGGUCAAUUACAAGUCUUUGACCGAUAUAUCAAUUCGAGUAUAAUAGGGGCAAAAUAUGCUUAUGUGGGGUUGGCAGCACCUGGAGAAGUGGGAUCAUGGCAAACAGAAACCAAGGGUUAUCAGUUCUGGACACAAACUGACGAGGAAGGAAAUUUCUUCAUAAAAAACGUUCGAGAAGGGGAUUAUAAUUUGUAUGCAUGGGUCCCUGGCUUUGUUGGAGAUUAUAAGCAUAGUAUUAAUAUUACCAUCCAAGCAGGAUCUGAGUUCAAGUUGGGAGCCAUUGUAUAUUGGCCUCCUAGAAUUGGUCCAACAUUGUGGGAAAUUGGCGUUCCCGAUCGCUCUGCUGCUGAAUUUUAUGUGCCAGACCCUUAUCCAACACUCAUGAACCGACUGUACACAAACCAAGUCACUGACAAGUUUAGGCAAUACGGAUUAUGGGAACAAUAUGCAGAUAUAUAUCGUAAUGAAGACCUUAAAUACACUCUCGGUGUUAGUGAUUAUACUCAAGAUUGGUUCUUCGCUCAUGUUACCAGGGAUAUAGGAAAUAGGACAUAUGAAGCAACCACAUGGCAGAUUAUGUUUGAGCUCCCAUAUGUUGAUAAUCAAGGAAAUUACACACUUCAAGUGGCCUUGGCAUCAGCCACUGAUUCUGAACUUCAGGUUCGAUUCAAUGAUGCAAAUGUCCAAAAACCUCAUUUUACCACAGGGUCAGUGGGAAAGGAUAAUGCCAUUGCCAGACAUGGUAUUCAUGGAUUGUACAGGUUUUAUAGUAUUAAUGUCCCAAGCGACAAACUCUACAGAGGAAACAAUACAAUCUAUCUAACUCAGUCAAGAAGCAGAAGCCCCUUCCAAGGAAUUUUGUAUGACUACAUUCGCUUAGAAGGUCCUCCUGGCCGUGAAACUUAAUAAAGCCAAAUGCUGUAUCAUAAUUUUAUACUGAUUAUAUUUAUUGUAAAUUUUUAAGCAUUAUUCGUUGAUCUCUUUCUGUGAUUAGACUGAAAAGUAUAUAAAUUGCGCAAUCUACAUAAUUUAAUCCCAUCCUUUUAAUUUAA
Molecule: messenger RNA, 2450 nt
Organism: Mangifera indica (mango)
Lineage: Eukaryota; Viridiplantae; Streptophyta; Magnoliopsida; Sapindales; Anacardiaceae
Product: probable rhamnogalacturonate lyase B
Exons: 17
Coding region: 244-2304 (686 amino acids)
Biological process (GO): carbohydrate metabolic process
Molecular function (GO): carbohydrate binding; catalytic activity
Source: RefSeq, a predicted model, not a curated record